Messenger RNA from Nicotiana tabacum (common tobacco), 2203 nucleotides. The record is from RefSeq and is a predicted model, not a curated record. NCBI's taxonomy places the organism in Eukaryota, Viridiplantae, Streptophyta, Magnoliopsida, Solanales, Solanaceae.
UAUAUCCAAAGAAACUGAUGCACUCAAACCAAAAUUAAGAAAUAAGAAAAGAAGAAGAUGAGAGUGCUAGUGGCGAUUGACAAUAGUGAAGAGAGCUUCAACGCUCUAAAAUGGAUCCUUGAUUAUCUCCUCAGGCAGCCAUAUCAUACAACGGAGGAGGUGAAGGAGCCUUGUAUAAAGCUCAGUCUUGUACAUGUAAUGGAGCCAUUCCCUCAAUACGCCUAUCCUGGUACUCAUGUGAUAGAAUCAGCAACUCGGGCGCAAGCGCAAGAGGCGGCACGAAUACUGGCGCGUGCCUCUGAAAUGUGCAAAGACAAAAUGAUCAAAGCAGAAACUCUAAUUCUUGAAGGUGAUCCAAAGAACAUACUGUGUGAAGNGACAGAAAAAAUGAACAUCGAUCUUCUUGCAGUUGGUAGCCGUGGACUGGGCCAAAUAAAAAGCCGAACAACAGAAUCUUAGCAAUUGAGUUCCCGGUCCGGAACUUUCAAACUUCAAUUGGAUUUUAGCAGUUAGUAACUUUUAAUCACAUCAUUAAUUUCAAUGUCAACUCAAUGUAGAUUCGAAAGCCAGCAGCUAUUUCUUUUACGCAAACCUUCAGCUCAACAACAAUUCUAAAAACUCUAAUUAAUCCCAUGGAAACACCCACCUUUUAUCCUCCAUCACCAUUAAUCCUUCUCUUUACCCUACCACCACUGCUUUUUCCAGAAGAAGAGAAGCAGAGUUUGUGUCAAACCCAGCAAAAUAGAAGGAAAGUAUCAUUUCAAUUGUCCAAAGACAGUAGUAGAUAAGUACCAAAGCAACCACUCCAAAGAAAAGAAAGAGAAAAUUUUCCUUAAAAAGUUAACAGAAUAAGAACCCCACAAAAAAUAGAAUCCAAAUGGAGAGAACAAAAGGAGAAGAGAGAAAAGUAGAAUACAAAGAGAUAAAAGCUAAAGAGAAGCCGAAAAAGUAUAUAUAUGAAGACACUCUCAUACAGAGACGUGAAAAGAGAAAAAGAGAUAGGUAGAGGCUGCCAAAAAGUUGUCAAUUUUUACCCAGCCCGAAUGUUUAUAAUGAAUAAGGCCUUUUAUUUUAAAUAAGAUUAAAUGGGUUGUUAAAUAUUUUGUAUUUUAUAGCUUAGUGUUUUUCGGGGAUUAAAAUUUUUAGGACCCUUCAAAACUUAUAUAAAUUUUUAAGACAAGAGUGUUAAGAAUGGGAUAGAAGGGACACUUUAAAACCCCAAAGUUUUCUUAUUUACAAAAACGUCUUAUUUCUCCUCCACGCCGAUGGAUAUUUGAAACAUCUCCCGUUACGUUUGAAACAUCUCCCGGACGUUUGAAACUAUCCCGAUGGAUGUUUCAACUAUCCUGAGAGAUGUCUCAAACAUCCCAGGGAUGUUUCAAACAUUCCGGGAGAUGUUUGAAAACAUCACGGGAGAUAUUUCAAACAACUUUGAGAUGUUUCAAACAUCAUGGGAGAUAUUUCAAACAUCACGGGAGAUAUUCAAAAUUACCCCCAACUUUUGUUAUUUUUAAUUUGACCCUCGAACUUCUUGUGUCCUGUAUUCUUACACCAGACUUGAGAAGUCUUUUUUUUACCUCUUUUCAUACGUCUACAAACCUGCAUAUGGGUUUUGUAAAUUCCUACUACUUGUUAGAUGGGAUGGCAUUUAGACCUAAUGCUUCCAACGUGUAGUACACCGAGAAAUAUUAUGAUGUGUCUUAGUCUAUAAAUAAAUAAAUUUUGUACCGAAAUUCUUUUCACUCGUAUGGAUAAUUUUCUUUUCCUGUAAAGCCACUAAUUCGAUUUUAUCACUAAGGUUUUGUUGCUAAACACGUUUAGAAUAAUUUGCUUUACAUUUUUGAAGUUCACAAAAAUGUGUUCAUCAAUUGAACAUCCACAGACUUAGAAUUCACUACUGUUGUGGAUAUCCAUUUAGUACUCCAUUUUCCUAAAGAGACUUACAAACCAGCAAGUAGCUAGCAACUUCUAGGAAAAGCUUACAAAUAGCUUCAAGGAAUUUUGUAAGUAACUUACUGAAGUAUCUUAUAAAUUCUUGCAAGCAAGAAGUUUCAAAUGGCUUGCAAGUAGCUUCGUGAAGUAGCUUGCAAUAAGUUUGAAGUAGCUUACAAAUAAGUUUUUGUUGUGGUGUAAACAGGGAGUUAAAUUUAAUUUAUUUUGUGCAUAAGUUUAAAGUGAAAUAAUAUAUCAGUCUUUCCUUAUA